AUGAGUUCUUCAGUUAUUAGUGAGAUGGAGCACAUGGUGCCCGAAUUGUCAUACUACAAGGACAAGAAUAUCUUCAGUCCAGCUGAAAUUGAGGCAAUUAUCAAAAAGAGAAAGAACUUUGAGCAGAUUCUUUCAGUGCGGCCUCGUCUUAGCAUAUUUCUUCUGUAUAUUGAGUAUGAAGUCCUAUUAGAGCGUAUAUAUUUAAAAAGAGCAAAAGACGUAAAAAACAAAAGGAAUUAUAUCACAAAGAGAAUAGACUCUCUCUACUGCAGAGCGCAAUUCUCAUGCCUUGGUGUGGAAGAACUGUUUAUCUCGCACUUGGAGUAUUUCCUCUCUGUAAAUAACAAGGAGAAGAUAAAGGAAAUAUCUCUUUCCAUCCCGAAGAAGUGCACGGGAAGCCUGGAGGUUUGGCUGAGGUGCGCAUUCGCUCUUAGGUCCAUAGGGGAGGUUGAAGGAUCCAGGAUUCUUCUUCAAAGAUCACUGCGGGUUUUGUCCCACGAGAAGAAUCGCAUAAUUGAAGAGUACAUAAAACUAGAGGAGGAAAAUGAGGAGAGUGACUCCUCCAGGAUUAUUGAAGUUCUGAGGAAGGAGAUCGGGGUAGAGUGCAAAUAA
This is a messenger RNA of Nematocida ausubeli, 612 nucleotides long. RefSeq lists its product as uncharacterized. NCBI's taxonomy places the organism in Eukaryota, Fungi, Microsporidia. The transcript has a single exon. Gene Ontology annotation, molecular function: snoRNA binding; protein binding. Bases 1 to 612 code for a protein of 203 amino acids. Gene Ontology annotation, biological process: maturation of SSU-rRNA from tricistronic rRNA transcript (SSU-rRNA, 5.8S rRNA, LSU-rRNA). Gene Ontology annotation, cellular component: small-subunit processome; Pwp2p-containing subcomplex of 90S preribosome. The record is from RefSeq and is a predicted model, not a curated record.